UUAGUUUCUGAUAUGCUUAAGGAUUGCCUUCAAUCUUAUUUGCACAUUUUGGAUAUGUUAGGUUGUAUGGCCUUUAGACUUAUUAUCUUAGGUGCAGCAACAGAGGGUGGCUGACCCCCAUCUUUCACAGUUAAGAGAAAAAGCAAAGCCCACUGAGGAGUGGGCCAACUUGAUACCUAGGAUGGGGGAUGUUGAUAGAGUCACUCAGCCAGGUGGCCUACAUAGAGAGAUUGUCCAUACAAGAAGCCCAGCCUCUUACAGUGAUGAUGAUGCUGAUGGCCUCCAGAAUGUCCAGCAACAUUCCAGAUUAGUUGAGGCUUCCAGCCAUCGAAGAGAUGCUGCUGGUGAUGGGCCUGAAGGCAGUGAGGAAGAAAAUGGCCAGAGGGGAGGAGAAGAAGAGCUGUUUGAUGUUGAAGUGAAUAAUGGGACACUAGUGAUGAGAGGAAGAGAUGCUACCCGCAUCUUCUGUGGAGCUGUCCUUCUGCCCACCAUCUCUGCCCUUGUGGGAAACUUAGUCUUUGAUGACAUCAAAUCCAAUAUUCGAAGAACCUUUUAUGGAGGUCUCUUGUACAUUGCUGUGAAGGGUGCUUUGAAAAUAUAUUACAAGCAUCAGCUGUGCAUGCGCAACCAGCAGCGUCAGAUUCUGGAUUACCGGGAACAAGACCAUUCUUCAGCAAGUUGAGGAAUUCAUCCAAUCCAUGGACUGAUUGAACUGUUGGAAGAAAUUAAUUUUUUUUGUAAAUGUAGCAGAAGUCAGUUAAAGGAUAUGAAACUGAGCACAUAUUCCUGAAAAAAGUUAACUUUAUGACCUCUCACUGAACAUGUCAUUCUUUCUUGAUAUUUUCUUCCAGAGGUGCUGAAACUGUGAUCUGCUGGCCAGGUACAGAUCAUGAGAGGAUUCCAUCUUGCCAACCAUGAGAUGUUAAUUCCAACGGCUUUGGUUUUAAUGAAGUUGAAGCCGUCUGAAUUAUUUCGUUUUAUCAGGUUUUCUUGAUAUCAUAUACUGCCAUUCAGAGGACU
Darwinula stevensoni is the source of this 1020-nucleotide messenger RNA. The record is from the annotation of a GenBank genome assembly. NCBI's taxonomy places the organism in Eukaryota, Metazoa, Arthropoda, Ostracoda, Podocopida, Darwinulidae.